Molecule: messenger RNA, 501 nt
Organism: Chionomys nivalis (European snow vole)
Lineage: Eukaryota; Metazoa; Chordata; Mammalia; Rodentia; Cricetidae
Product: 60S ribosomal protein L36-like
Exons: 2
Coding region: 160-501 (113 amino acids)
Biological process (GO): cytoplasmic translation
Cellular component (GO): ribosome; cytosolic large ribosomal subunit
Molecular function (GO): structural constituent of ribosome
Source: RefSeq, a predicted model, not a curated record
AAAGUCCUUCUAAGGCCUCUGGGCCAGUGGUGCCUGACUUGUUGCCCUUGGGCUGCACCCUGAGAUGGCUAUGAAUUUGGCCCAACACAAACUCAAUUCAAACAUCAUGAGAGGUAACUGGUGUGACCUUUAAGAAAGCCAUCUCGAAGAGGAGCAACCAUGACCCUGCGCUUCCCCAUGGCCGUGGGCCUUAACAAAGGUCACAAGGUGACGAAGACCGUGAGCCAGCAGCGGAGGCACUGCCGGCAGCGCGGGCGCCUCACAAAACACACCAAGUUCGUGCGGGACAUUAUCCGGGAGGUGUGCGUCUUUGUACCCUACGAGUGGUGCGCCACGGAGCUGCUCAAGGUGUCCAAGGACAAGCGCGUGCUCAAGUUCAUCAAGAAGAGGGUGGGCACGCACAUACGCGCCAAGAGGAAGCGGGAGGAGCUGAGCAACGUGUUGGCCGCCUUGAGGAAGGUGGCGGCCAAGAAGGACCGAUCCCCUCCCCGUUCUCAAUAA